AUUUGGUUCCAGCGGCGUUGCUCCACACACGAAGAAGGGGGCGGGCGCGACGAUGGCCGACUAUGACUCGGACUCCAAGCGUCGAUCGAGCAAGAAGAACUUCAGAGGUCGUGGCCAGCGGGCGGCAGGUCUCGCCAGCAGCCGUAGUGUCUUCGACAGACUCGACCAAGGCGAGUCCAAAGCCGCAAACGUUGGCCAAAAGAGCGUGGAAGGAUACGUCUUGUUUGUGAGCAACGUGCAUGAAGAAGCUCAAGAAGAAGACUUGCUGGACGCGUUUCAGGAAGUAGCAGAAGUCGCAAACAUCCACUUGAACCUCGACCGGCGCACGGGAUUUGUCAAAGGGUAUGCGCUCUUGGAAUUCAAGGAGCUCGACGACGCCAAGGAAGUGAUCAAAGAAAUGAACAACAAGGACCUGCUGGGCAACCAGCUCAAAGUCGACUGGGCAUUCGUCAAGGACGGUGGAGAUAGCAAGGGCGGACGGUCUUCUCAGCAAUCGGCUGCCCGCAGCCGACGACAGUAGUUGCUCAUUUUGCACUGAUCGCGGUAACCUCUCAACCAGUACGGCUUUAUUACAUGUUCCAGCGACGACAUCCCAUCGCGACGUCCUACGCGGUUGUGAAAAGACAACCUUAAUAGCUCGACAGCACGGCUGAGCCACGUCGACCGCGUGUACUUCUUGUGCACCAUCCAACGAUUGCCACGAUGGUCGUGACUGUCCACCUCCUUCUCACCGUCUUCGCGGCAUCAUGGACAGGGAGCCGCCGUCCGAUCAACAAGAUGAGGGCAACCACAAAACAUCCAAGCAUAACUUAUCACUUAUACACAUUACACGAUUCA
Messenger RNA from Aphanomyces invadans, 837 nucleotides. RefSeq lists its product as hypothetical. The record is from RefSeq and is a predicted model, not a curated record. Bases 53 to 520 code for a protein of 155 amino acids. The transcript has a single exon. Gene Ontology annotation, cellular component: cytoplasm; exon-exon junction complex; nucleus. Lineage: Eukaryota; Oomycota; Saprolegniomycetes; Saprolegniales; Verrucalvaceae. Gene Ontology annotation, biological process: RNA splicing. Gene Ontology annotation, molecular function: mRNA binding.